This is a messenger RNA of Mytilus californianus (California mussel), 2925 nucleotides long. RefSeq lists its product as uncharacterized. Bases 958 to 2910 code for a protein of 650 amino acids. The record is from RefSeq and is a predicted model, not a curated record. NCBI's taxonomy places the organism in Eukaryota, Metazoa, Mollusca, Bivalvia, Mytilida, Mytilidae. The transcript has 4 exons.
GAUACAAGCCAUGACACAGACGGAGCGUGAAAACUUUUUGAGAAAUGCCAUUUUAAUUGUUGACCACGCAAAAGAUUCUGUCAUCUCUCUUCUAGAUUUAGAUCUAAGAAAUAAACAUCUAACAUUUGAACAGUUCCUUAAUCAAAAUCAGCAUAAAAUAUACCAUUUAUGCUACAAUUCAAGAUGCUGUCAAUGCCCUCGAGGAUAUAUACCACGAGGAGGGAGCCGUGUUCUAUAUCCAUUACAGCUUGAUAUACUCUAUGAUAAAUCGUUGAAACGAACCAAUCAUACGCAUGGAAGGUCACCUGAUAUUUGUUGUAGCCUGGCUAAAACGGGAAUAGUGACACCAUUCUUGACCUCACCUUAGGACGAUGUAUAUUAGUGAAUUUUUGUACUGAUGUAUUUUGGUACAGUUGCCUGACUGUACAAAGCCUUACCCUAGAAAACUUUUUGAAUCAAAAUAAACAUAUCCUCUGCCAUUUUUGGCAAAACAAUUCAUCAUGCUGUCAAUGUCAUCAAAAUGCUUUUGUCUCGUCUUCUCAACAAAUUCUUGACCAAAGACAAUGGACAGCACUAUAUACUGCAAAUCUUCUUCCAUGUGCCUUACACAGGAAGAGACCAAACACAGGAGUUCCAACAUCAAUCUGUGCGUUUGCGGCGAAAUCAGGCAUUACAGUCCAGAUCUUAGAUCCUCAUGUGAACAAAAUUAUUCUAGAAAACUGCUGUGAUGUACGAAAAGCCGUGGAGUUAAUUGUACAAAGACGGAACCACGUGUACGGACACGCAAACGAGGCGAGAAUAUCCGAUUUGGACUAUCUUCAAUAUACAAACGAAAUUGGAAAUGGUUUGAUUGAAAUUGCUCGGGUAUGUGGGAAUGAAUCCGAGGUACGACAUCAGUUACUUGAUCUGCAGAAAAGAACUCUUGAUUAGACUUUGUUGAUCCAGUAUCAAACAAUUAUGCUAAUUCAUGUUAGUCGCAAUGAGGAACUAAAAAAUAAAGUAACAGAAAUACAACGUCAACUUAAGACACAAAGUAAACAUUUGCGAAAAACAGUGGAAAAAGCUGUUACAGUUAAGUUGCCCAAAGUCUUAAAAAAGUCAGUGACAAGCAUUGAUGAUCGUCUAGGAUUGAUGGAAAAAUCUACAAAAGAGACAAACUUGUUAGUGAAAAGAAUUGAAACCAAACAGGCUGAAAAUCCAAAGAAAUUAAGGUUUUUGGAUCAUACGCGAAAAGAGAUUGAUCAACAUAUAAAAGAAAAGACAUUUGUGGAAACUAGGGCUAUUAAGACAUUCAUGACAAUACAUUCUGACAAAGAAGUUUUCUUAAUUACUGGGAGUGCAGGAAAAGGAAAAAGUAGAAAUGGUUUGGAUAUAUUAAGACAGCUCGGGGAAAAGUAUCCAACAUAUGAUGUGGUUAAAGUUUCUAAUUUUCAUACAGUUGACAAGAUAUUAAACAAAGAUAGUAGAACUAUACUUUUAUUAGAAGAUGUCUUUGGUAAGACAAAUUGUAGAUAUAGUGAAGACAAUGAUAGGCAUGUCUUAGAUAUAUUACAAGCUUAUAUCAAUAGUGGUAAUGUUAAGGUCAUUUUUACAAUACGCAGUGUAGUUAAAAAAUCAUUACAGUACUUGCAUUUAUUUUCAUCUCAUAGAAUAUUUAAAGGGUUUGAAGAAAUAAAUCUUAAUUCAAGUCAAUUUAAAAUGACUAAAAUGGAGAAAGAAAGACUUCUUGAAAAUUAUUGUUCAAAAAAUAAUAUAAAAAUAGUACAUGUAGGAGAAAAUGAAAAUUGCUAUGAGGAAACGGUUUUAGAUAAAAAUGUUACUGUUAAAAUCAAUGAGGCAACAUUUACAAAUAUUGUGAAUACUGACACAUACUUGGGUUUUCCUGAAUCUUGCUACAUGUUUACUUCAAACAGAGCAUUAACUCGAUUGGGGAUUCAAUUUUUUAAACAUCCAACCAGAUUUUUAAAUCAGGAAAUUGACAACUUAAGAAGAAGUGGUGAAAGUAACAUGAAAGACAGAACUUGCUACAUAACCCUAGUUUACAUUUUACUGUCUAGCAACACGCUUGGCAAGACAGUUUUUGACUGUGAUAAAGCAGCUAGUAUAUUGAGAUCAUGUUACAACCGAGACAGCUUUAUAAUAAACAGUGAAAUUAUAGGUGCAGCAGAUGAAAUGACAGGCAGUUACCUUACCUAUAAUACAGAAACAUCAGUAUUCCAGUUUCAACAUCAAACUAUAUUUGAAAGUGUUAUGUUGUCUUACUACAAUGUAGAUCCAAAUUUAGUCUUGACAAUGAUUGAUUUUGAAAUGCUUAGAGAGGUCGUUAAACUCAGCAACUACCUUGCAAAAGAAGAAGAAAUAAAAAUGAUUAUACCAAAGCAAUUCUACGGUAACUUAGCGAAACGUCUUUUUCAGAUAUUUCAUUUCCAGUUUAGACACAUGCCUUCUAAUUUUAUCAAAGUAUUGUGUGACAGUGAUUUAAUGACACAAAUUGAUGCUGAUUUCAUUACUCAACUAGGCGAACAUUUCAUUGAAGCAUCAAAUCAUGACAUUUCUACAAUCAUAACAUACGAAGGCAAAAGUGAAGAGGUAGUCUUUUGUCUUUUGGCAGCUGUACUGUGGUUUGGUACCAUUAAAGACUGGAAAACUGAAGAUAUUAAAGUCAUACUUCAUUCUUUGAAGAUAACAUUGCUGUCAGAGACCAGAUCAAAUGUGAACAACGCGUGUAAAAGAACAAUAGUUGCCGCGUUCUUGUAUUCAUGUGACAAAAAGAAUGCAAAUGACAUUAUUGAAUUCUUUUUACAAACAAUAGACGAACUUGAAAUAAGUUUUGAUAUUAACAGGUGUUUCCAAGACGUAGUUGAUAGACAAAAUCAGCGGGCUGCAUCAUGUAUACUGCAACAUUUUUAAAAAAAGAUUGAUAUU